GGAGGCGGUGCCGCUCGGUCCCCGCUGCCGGCGCUGGCGUCGUGCGGCCCCGGCCGCCAUGGAGGUCGUGAGUGCGGCGGGGCAGGUGGGCGCCCUGUGUGUGGCCGUGAUGCUGGGGCUCAUCGUGGUGCCCUCAGCGCUGGGCAUCUCUCUGGGCAUCUCCGAGGCCUAUAUGUGGGUGCUGGUGAAGACGCUGGAGUGGGCCACUACCCGGCUACAAAAAGGUGUCAAAAAGCCACAACCGCAGACGUCACAGACUUCUACUUCUAAUGGUAUCAUUGAAAGGGAUGAAACGCCUAUGGAGGUAGAAAUUGCCCGCCUGCAUCGAGCAGACUUCGAAUUCUCCCACAUUUUCUACUUCUGCAGAAAAGGAUUUGAGGCCAUUGUGGAAGAUGAGGUCACUCAACGGUUUUCCUCCGAAGAGCUGCUUUCCUGGAAUCUGCUCACAAGGACUAAUGUGAACUUCCAUUACAUUAGCCUGAGGCUGACUAUUGUGUGGGUCAUUGGGGUGAUAGUGCGGUACUGCUUCCUGCUGCCCCUGCGCAUUACCCUUGCUACCAUUGGGAUUACGUCAAUGAUUGUGGGAACAACAAUGGUGGGACAGCUGCCAAACGGCAGUGUGAAAAACUACCUGAGUGAAGUGGUUCACCUCACGUGCUCCCGCAUCCUCGUCAGAGCUCUGUCUGGUACUAUCCGUUAUCAUAACAAGGAAAACAGACCUCAGAAAGGAGGAAUUUGUGUUGCCAACCACACGUCACCGAUAGAUGCGAUCAUUUUGACAAAUGAUGGAUGCUAUGCAAUGGUUGGCCAGGUUCACGGUGGGCUGAUGGGCGUUAUCCAACGAGCCACAGUCAAGGCCUGUCCUCAUGUCUGGUUCGAGCGCUCCGAGAUCAAGGAUCGCCAUCUAGUGACAAAAAGACUCAGGGAACACGUGGCAGAUAAAACCAAGCUCCCGAUCUUAAUUUUUCCAGAAGGCACCUGUAUAAACAAUACAUCCGUGAUGAUGUUCAAGAAAGGGAGCUUUGAAAUAGGAGGGACAAUCUAUCCUGUUGCAAUCAAAUAUGAUCCUCAGUUUGGGGAUGCUUUCUGGAACAGCAGCAAAUACAACAUUGUGAGCUAUCUGCUGCGAAUAAUGACCAGCUGGGCCAUCGUUUGYAAUGUGUGGUACUUGCCACCAAUGGUUAGACAGGAAAAUGAAGAUGCUGUUCAGUUUGCCAACAGAGUGAGGUCAGCCAUUGCUCGCCAAGGAGGAUUGACUGAACUCCCCUGGGAUGGAGGUCUGAAACGAGCRAAAGUCAAAGAUACUUUCAAAGAAGAACAGCAGAAAAACUACAGCAAGAUGCUAGUGAGAAAUGGAUCAACAGAAAGCAUGUGCACAGGAACUGAGUCAGACUGAAUGGUGGUUUUUGAAAACUAACUUUGCACAACCAGCCUUAGCAGGAAUAAUGUGGGUUUUUUUUUAAUUUAAAAAAAAAACCUGACAAAAAGUAGAGCAAGAAAACAACAAAGUCCUUCAUUUCGUGUAUGCAUAUUCUCUGUGWGGCUGGUGCAGAGCCUGCCAAGGGCAGUGUCACUGUGUUCCUCCCCGUUCACUCUCACUCUCCUGUCCCUCUCCAUCUUCGUGUGAUGAUGCGCUGCAGCUCCUGGUAUUCCCAAGCUGAAUGCCUGCAGAGUUUGGAGAUGAAAAAAAAACCCACCCCAGUUUCUCUGAGUUUGUAAGGAUGAAAGGAAGUACACUGAACAGAUGCUGUCAGGACACUGGUUGUGAAGAUACCUCUUGUUCAUGGUACUUUAAAGGUUUAAACAUAAGAAAAUUUUGUCUUUUUCUUUUUUUCCUGUUGCUCACAGACUUUUUGUUGUAGAUGRCUUAAAUAACAUGUUUUAGGAUGUUGUCAGAACUGUAAGAUUGACUCUUUGUUAACUUGCACCUGGAUAUGCAAGGAGGGAAUGGAAGCAAGGGCUGCAGAGAYUCUACCAGAUGGGAAAGGAGCUGCCCUGCCAAAAGCACAGAUCAUGGACCAUGAGGAAUUUGGUGGCCUUAUAUAACAUGGUUUUGCCUUUAUUGAGAACUGCUGCCUGAGGGAAGAUGAGGGGCAAGUCCUUAAUCUCCCUGUCCACUGCUAUUGUUGAAAUUGCUUUCUUGAGCUCUGGGUAUGGAAAGGUAAGGUAGAGUAAGGAUCAGAUAAUGUAGGCUGUGACAGAUGAAUUUUUUGGAUUGUCAAGAGUACCCAUCUGCAAAAAAUACUGCUAAUGGCCUAAAGUUCUCAAGAGAGCCACUCCAGAAACACRUUUUGUGUUUUCUGGGGUAGCAACAGCUAUCACAACUAUAAACAUAGGAUCURUAAGUCACCUAUGAUACAAGACAUGGCAUGUCCAAAUCUUCAAUAUAUUGCUGUCUGAAUGUAAUGAGAAAUAAAUUCUAUAUUUCUAA
Messenger RNA from Malurus melanocephalus (red-backed fairy wren), 2431 nucleotides. Its product is annotated as glycerol-3-phosphate acyltransferase 3. The record is from RefSeq and is a predicted model, not a curated record. Gene Ontology annotation, molecular function: glycerol-3-phosphate O-acyltransferase activity. Gene Ontology annotation, cellular component: endoplasmic reticulum. NCBI's taxonomy places the organism in Eukaryota, Metazoa, Chordata, Aves, Passeriformes, Maluridae. The transcript has 12 exons. Gene Ontology annotation, biological process: triglyceride biosynthetic process. Bases 59 to 1396 code for a protein of 445 amino acids.